This is a messenger RNA of Acyrthosiphon pisum (pea aphid), 834 nucleotides long. RefSeq lists its product as uncharacterized. The record is from RefSeq and is a predicted model, not a curated record. NCBI's taxonomy places the organism in Eukaryota, Metazoa, Arthropoda, Insecta, Hemiptera, Aphididae. The transcript has a single exon. Gene Ontology annotation, biological process: DNA integration. The coding region runs from base 1 to 834 and encodes 277 amino acids. Gene Ontology annotation, molecular function: nucleic acid binding.
AUGGGUGAUCUUCCCGAGGCUCGAGUACGGCCUACACGGGCAUUCAAAAAGACAGGUGUAGAUUUUGCGGGUCCAUUUAUGAUCAAGUCCAGUUUAAGGCGGAAUGCUCCAUUGAAUAAGGCAUAUGCUUGCUUAUUUGUUUGUUUUAUUACUAAGGCGGUGCACGUAGAAUUAGUAGGCGACCUGACCACUCAAGCGUUUCUUAAUGCGUUGCAGCGGUUCUGUGAUAGACGCGGACUGUGCACGGACAUUUAUUCCGAUAAUGCAAUGAAUUUCGUGGGCGCCAACCGUCAACUCCAAGAAUUGCAAGCACUUUUUCAAUCUACUGAACAUCAGGAGCGUAUUCAGGACACAUUAUCCAAAUCAAGCAUUCAAUGGCACUUUAUACCACCGAGGUCACCACAUUUCGGCGGCCUUUGGGAAGCGGCUGUGAAGUCACUGAAAGCUCAUUUAUAUCGUACACUAGGCAAUGCCUCACUCACUUUUGAAGAGUUGAACACUAUAUUAAUACGUGUAGAGGCAAUUUUAAAUUCGCGACCUUUAACUCCUUUGUCCUCACAUCCCUCCGAUUUAUCCGUUCUCACCCCCGGCCACUUUCUUAUUGGUGACGCAUUAACUUCGCUACCCGAUCGUGAUGAGAGAGAUGUCCCGACCAAUCGAUUGUCGAGAUGGCGACGAGUUGUGCAGUUCACGCAACAGUUAUGGGCCCGUUGGACGAGGGAUUAUCUAACGCAACUCCAGGAAAGGGGAAAAUGGAUGAGCUCCAGCGGACCUAAGCUCGGAGUUGGUACGGUCGUGCUCAUGCGCGACGACAAUGUGCCUCCGCUCCAAUGA